UGACGAUGUCAAAGUCCACAGAUGAUCAAGAUGUGUUAGAGUUCAUUAACUCAUUGCCCGACUCCAAGUCCAACACUCCCAAGCCUGAGGGUAAGGAAGAAGAUUUGUUGGAUUUUUUGGACGAGUUGGCCGCUCAUGAUAAGAAGCCACUGAAGUUGUCCCCCAAGAAAAAGGAAGACCCCAAACAAGAACAAGAACAAGAACAGGAACAAAAACCCACCAAACCAUCGGCCGCUGCCAUCGAGUCUGCCAAUGAAGAACUCGAGAUAGACCCCAUCAACUCCAUCACCAACUGGUGGAACAAAGAAGGGUCCACUGCCGUAUCAAGUCUCUGGGGGUCUAUCACCACAAAUGCAACUACCUUGAGUGAAACCACCUACAAAAUUGCCAGCGAUACCACCAACCAGUUGAACACCAAACGGCAGGAGUUCAUGAAGGACCAGGAAGAAAACGGCGGCAAGAACUUGCAACAGAUCACCAACUUGACCAAUAGACUAAACAACAUAUUGUCCAACAUAACCGAACAGAUCAACACCAUUGGUGGGGAGGAUGAAUUGAUCAACUUGGUGAUUGUGAACGACUUGAACAAUCUAACCUACCUCAAUGACUUGAUUUCCAAGAACUUUGGCAAGGUGAUGAACCAGGUCGAAGGAGGUAUUAAGGUUCAAAUCAAUAAUUAUAACCACAAUCACAAUCAAGGGGAUGAGGUUGACUUGAACAUGUUCACUGGCAAGCUCAUUGAUGGGGAGAAGUUGUGCUUGGCCAACUUGGAUAACUCGGUCAAGAACUUCAACAAGGCCAUCGAGUUUGAAAAACAAGAACAAACUGAGUUGAACGAAAAGUUGAAUCUCAUCAACCGUUCCAAUGUGUUUAUUUCCAUUCAGCCCAUAAACGUUUCUGGAGAGGUGAACAAAGAUGACGAUGAGAUUGUCAUUGACCAGACCAACCCCAGCUCUUUCUUCUUUUUGAUCAUUUUAAACGAUGUCACCAACAAAAUAGUCAUCAAAACCAAAACCCAGGCAUUCCCAUUGGUAUGGGCCAGCUGGUUAAUGGGCCAGCAAUUGGACCAGUUCCAGGAGUAUGAGGACAUUGACCCCAGAGAAUGGGUAAAGGACUGGAUCAAACUGGGAUUGAAUUUGUCGUUCGGAGUAUUGUCCCAGCAGUAUGUGAUCAAGAGAAUGGGCUUUUAGUAUCAAUUAUAUAUUAAGUAUCAUGUUAAUGAACCGUAGUUGUGUUGUGUAUCAGACUAUUGCUGAUGUAUAAUUAUUAUUAAAUUCUAUAAACCGUUUGUAUUCCGUCGUGUAUCAUUAAAACAAGUCCGCAAACUCAGCUCUGUGAGGAUGGACCAAGUUGUGGAGAUUGAUGUGAUUGUGUGCCAUGGGAUCGUGGUUGCUCAACAACCGUGAGAUGGUGAGAUCGUUAUUGGCCAACAAGUUGUUGUUGGCGUCAAACACCAAGGGGCCGUUAAACUUCAACCGGUUAAACUCGCCAGCGGAAACCAUGUUUAAGUCGUUCAAGUACAUCUUGGAGUUUUGGUGGGAUGCCUUGAACAAUUCAGGGUAGGAUGCUACCAAAAUCGAUAAGUUAUCGGGGUGGAUAUGAAGAAAGCUAUUAUGGAUCAUUUUGUAGUCCUGGUAGCAUGGUUUAUCUUUUAAUACCACCUUGAUGUUGUAGCUGUUCAAUUUGUUUAACAAGGAGAGGUUCAACUUCUGAGCCUGGAAGAUAGUGAUUGCUUGUCUAAACAUAAGAAAAAGAUGUGAGU
Messenger RNA from Yamadazyma tenuis ATCC 10573, 1762 nucleotides. RefSeq lists its product as uncharacterized. The record is from RefSeq and is a predicted model, not a curated record. NCBI's taxonomy places the organism in Eukaryota, Fungi, Ascomycota, Pichiomycetes, Serinales, Debaryomycetaceae.